CCUGAAAGUAAUAUCGUCAGAAGCUUGCCGACGCGAAAGUUGCAUCGCUCACAUCAACUGGCGGAGAGGAGUUGACAGUCACUGCGUGUGGCGAAAAAAUUAAGAUUACGAUUAAUUACCGGAUUGCGUGACAGUUAAAGAAUAUGGAUAUUACUUUUUAUGCUCUUUUGACUGUUGCGUGCUUGGUGCUCGUGCUCGCCAUGUGGGUAUGCGCCGCUCAGAGUACGCCGAAGUGGGGACCGGACCUCACUCUCGAACUGCCCCCACACCUGCUGCAAGAAGCUCUGUUCCCUGCCGCAACUACAAGCACGAACAAUACGAUCCCAGUUAGAAUACACCCGGUUCCCAGUGCACCUUCGGAGUUGCCGUGCGAUCCCCUGCUGCGCAAUGAGCAUUCCAUGGGCAUGAGCAGCCCACCACCUCUUCCACCUAAGCCUCCCGUACGUCGCGCACCACCACCACCUGUUCUCCUGCAUAUGGAGCAUCCCGUCCAGGUCUUGCCUUCACAUUACAUGCCCAGGAACAAAUUGCGACCAGUGUUCAGCACUUUCACAGCCGAAGAACCUGCUUAAACCAGUAUUUUCAUCUUACUGGUGUACUGCAGACUAUAAUCAUAGAAAGUGUUCCUAUUCAUAACUGAAAAUCAACUUUCUGAAUCCAGUAAAGUCCUUGUUGAAGAUUUUGUGAUUUUUCCGUGCUGCUACUUUUGUUUUGUAUUAUGUUCUAUAUCUGAUUAGAAAUCAUCCACUGCCAAUGAUUCUUUUUUUUUUUUUUUUGUUCUAAAACCUAGUCUGUAAAAUAUGAAAUCUUGGUCGAUAGGAAACGGGAUACAAAAGAAAAAGCUGAAACAGCUAUGUUUUUAAUCGCUCUACAAUAAUGAUAUACUUUGCAUAAGAUGGUGUGUUUUAUAUGAAAGAAUAUUUAUUAUUUUAAAUGCCUUUUAUAAAAAGUUAUUUCAAAAAUAUCUUUAAUGCAUUUAACGUAUUAAAUGUAGAGUUUUUUUUUUUUUUUCAUUGAGUUUUCCUUUAUUUCUCCAAGUGUCAAGGGAUUUUGGUUUGAAAAAUUCAGCUCUUAGAAAUUAGCUUUGAAAUUGACAAACAGUAUUCUUUAAUUUGCGAUCGAAUUUUUCUGAUCUGAAUAGCUUUAUACGUUUCUAUUUAACUUCAUUUGUAAAAAUAAAUGUUUGUUAUCGAUUUUCAUUCCCUGAUGUGCUAAAGUGUUGAAAUUUUGUCCAUUUGCGUAUUUUUGGUGGCAAUACUCUAUUCAGAAUUUAAUUUUCAAUUUACUUUUCACUUUUUUUAUUAAUUUAAUUAAAUUCUUAUUCCAUGCCACUGAGCACUACUUGGUGGUGAAUACUACAAAGAAUUAAUUUCACUUCUGUAUCUACUUCUGAAUUUUAUUCUACUUUAAUCAAAUAUUCUGAAAUACUUCUGAAUCUUUAUUUGUCAAUUAAAGAUUCAGAAGUAGAAUAUAAGAAAAUUAAAGCAUUUACAAACACUACUUUGCGAUGCACUUCUUUGAAACACGAAGAAAACGAUGCACUUUUUUAAAACACAAAACGAAAGUGGGUUUUUUUUUUCUUUCCUUUUUCUAAAUUCUUUUUGUUGAAUCUAUUUUCUUUGUUACUUAGAGAGUUUUAAAAAUUGCUGGAGUAAACGUGAGUUAAUUAAGUAGCAAUAAAGAACAGAAGAAAUUCGCCUUAGUCACUCUGAAACGCCACAAUUUACACAAACGUUUGGUUUUCACAGCAAACAGUGCUGCCAAUUAAAAGUGUUGUUGUCACACACGCCCGUAGCAAAACGCGACAUUCAACACAUUGAAAGUACAAGACUUGACAUCGUGUUGAAAAUUGCUGUCAUAAAUGCCAAAUGUAUUAAAAAAAUGUUCGUUACAAAUUCCGAUUAUCCUGAUUUUAUUGAGAUUUUAAAUAUUUCAGAAGCAAACAAAGCAACAUUGACCGUCUUAACAUCUCAUAACAAAAUUCACACGAAUGAAAGUUCGUUUUUGUAUCAUUCUUUGAACAGAAAAUUUAAUGUAGUUGGAAUGCCUUUUCCUACAAAAAAAUAUAUACAUCUUAAAUCAACACACGACUUUAUGAUAAAAUAAUGAAAGCAUUUUUGUGUUUGAAUACAUUUAAAAUAAGCGCAUUUUUUAUUUUAGAUUUAUGUGUUUGUUAGAUUUAUUUUAAAUUGUUUGUAGUAUGUCCUCUUUUAAUUUGAAAUUGCAUAAAUAUAUUUUGGUGUAACAUUUUAAAUAAAAGACUGUGCUUGUUAUGUAUCAUGAGUUAUUUUUAGUGCAUAAUAAAAGUGUAUGAAAA
This is a messenger RNA of Argiope bruennichi, 2317 nucleotides long. RefSeq lists its product as uncharacterized. Lineage: Eukaryota; Metazoa; Arthropoda; Arachnida; Araneae; Araneidae. The transcript has 3 exons. The coding region runs from base 144 to 572 and encodes 142 amino acids. The record is from RefSeq and is a predicted model, not a curated record.